Molecule: messenger RNA, 1556 nt
Organism: Aspergillus versicolor CBS 583.65
Lineage: Eukaryota; Fungi; Ascomycota; Eurotiomycetes; Eurotiales; Aspergillaceae
Exons: 1
Coding region: 17-1495 (492 amino acids)
Biological process (GO): mannan biosynthetic process
Cellular component (GO): Golgi apparatus
Molecular function (GO): alpha-1,2-mannosyltransferase activity
Source: RefSeq, a predicted model, not a curated record
CGCAGGAGUGCACAAAAUGCUGGCUCCUCCAAGAACAACAAUCGCAUACUUCUGCGCUGGUCUCUUCUUACUUAAUUUCUAUUAUUUUUACUCGCAUUGGGAGCGCCAACCCGCCAUCUCACUUGAAGACCGGCGCUCCCAGCUGUGGCAGCAGCUUCACCCCCUGCUUGAGGAAUUCAAGCCAGAUUGUCCUCAACCAGCCCUGCAUGACAGCGCAGGUGCCCGAAGAUUUGAUGCUAUAAACGAGACACCCCGUGAAAACUACGUCUCCAAUGUUGAUGAGAUUCAACUCCCCAUGCAAGCAGUGCAUGAUGGCUUUGUGCAAGCUAUCCGCAAUCUGACAGUCAAUCGUCCCUAUGUACACGGAACAACUGGCAUAGUGUCCUCUGCGGGAGGUGAUUAUCUGCCUACUUUUCUGGUAUCCCUCUUGUUGCUGCGGCGGACUGGAUCGACUCUGCCGGUGGAGUUGUUUAUGAAAGACCAGACCGAGUAUGAACCUGAAAUUUGCGAAACUGUCUUACCCCCGCUGGGCGCAAAAUGCGUGGUGCUGUCGGAUAUUCUUGCAGGUCAGGAUGUUGCAGGCGAGGAAAAUAGGCAGAGUAUGCCAGGGAUAGAUGGCUUUCAGAUCAAGUCGUUCGCCAUGUUAUUCUCUUCGUUUGAGAGCAUCCUCUGGCUGGACGCGGACUGCGUUGCUCUCUAUGAUCCAGUGUCAAUACUAAACACUGAGUCCUUUAAAUCUACUGGAUUUGUUACGUGGCCGGAUUUCUGGGCUAAUUCGGCAGCACCGGUAUACUUGAAUAUUUCUCGACAAGAUGAACCGCUCUCCACUGCCCAACAGGCAACAGAGGCUGGAAUACUGCUUGUUUCAAAAGAAACCCACUUUUCAACGUUAAUGCUGGCAGCCUAUUACAAUUACUAUGGCCCAGAUUAUUAUUACAUACUGCUCGGGCAGGGUGCGCCGGGUGCAGGUGACAAAGAUACCUUCCUCCAUGCUGCAACCGCUUUGAACCAAACCUUUUAUGCUGUUAGUGAAACAGUGGUGGAUAUAGGAAACCCCGAUCCAUGGGAUCCAAAUAUUGCAAUUAACGCUGGCUAUAUCCAGGCUGAUCCCAUCCAGGACUAUAGUCUGACCAGCCAAGGGAAAUGGAGAGUCAAGGAUCCUUCAGUCUCUAGUCCACCUCGAGCCUUCUUUAUUCAUGCCGGAGACCCAGAAUUUAACCCAGGGAAAGAGUUAUUAGGUGAAAAGUUAACAGAUAUUAACGGGGAACCUAUCAGGCUAUGGACACACCCUCCCGAGGCGAUGCAACGUCUAGGAUGGGAUGUCGAGAAGGCCUUUUGGGAGGAGACGCUGAUCGUUGUGUGUGAUAUGCGGCCGGCUUUUAAAUCCUGGGAGUCAGAAGUCAGGCUCUGUGAGCGGACGAAGGAGCAUUGGGAGGCCGUGUUUGAGAACCCAGAUGUUAAAGUUCCGGAGUUUGUGGCGGCAGAUUCAAAUUAAUAGACGUUAUAAAUUUAGAUAGACUAGGAUGCCAUGUAUUAUACCCAUUCAGCAAUUCCAG